GUUUUUCUGAUUUUGUUUUAGUCAACUUGCGGUGAGGUUAUAUCCGUUUGCCAUACUGUCAGUUCAUACUGUCUGUUUCCGUGGUUGACGAAAUGGGGAGACGUAACUCUGAAAACAACGAUCGUCGUACUGAACAAUUCCGCAAGCUGUUCAUUGGAGGCCUGACUCCUCUUACUACAGAAGCCAAGCUGAAGGACUUCUAUUCACAGUGGGGCGAAAUUGUCGAUGUUGUGGUGAUGAAAGAUGGUCGAACCAACCGCUCCAGGGGUUUUGGUUUUAUCACUUACAAGGAACCAGAAAUGGUGGAUGCUGCUCAAGCUAAUAGACCACAUGAAAUUGAUGGUAAAACCGUUGAAGCCAAGAGAGCUAUGCCGCGUGAAGAUUCAAAUAGUCCCGAGUCCCACAUGACUGUAACGAAGCUGUUUGUAGGUGGCUUGAAAAAAGAUGUAACUCAUGAAGAACUGCGUGAAUAUUUCAGCAAGUAUGGUAACAUCACUGAGUGUGAGGUUGUUGCUUGGAAGGAGUCGGGCGAGUCACGCGGUUUCGGAUUCGUCACGUUUGAUGAUUACGACCCUGUUGAUAAAGCUAUACUGUAUAAACCACACCAUAUCGGAUCCAGUAGGGCGGACGUGAAGAAGGCUCUCAGUAAAGAGCAAAUCAACACAAUGAAGAAGAAGCAAGAGUCCCGAAAUGACUACAAUAACAAUUAUGGUGGUGGUGGCGGUUAUGGACCGAUGGGUGGAGGCUAUGGCGGGUAUGACGGAGGUUACGGGGGUUCCUACGGAGGUGGUCCUUAUGGUGGAUAUGGCUCGAACGGUGGUGGUGGUGGCGGUGCCUACGGGGGUGGGAAUUACGGAGGGGGUUGGGGUCCAAAUCACAUGAAUGGAGAUGGUCCUGGCUGGGGCCAGGGAGGAAUGGGUGAUGGAUUUGGGCACUACGGGAACCAACAAAACUACGCCGGUGGUCCAAUGCGCGGUGGCCCACCAGGCGGUUACCAGAGGAAUGCUCCCUAUGGAGGGGGCUAUGGCCGCCGUUAAUUUCAGUCAGGUAAGAAUUUAUUAGUAUGAGCAUGUUUUCAACGUCUAAUUGCUUCUUCAUAUCCGUUGCAGGGUUAGUAUGGCCUCAACAGUUUGGUCUAGGCAGUUCUACUAGCAGAGGAGACAGAGUUGUCCUAGCGCCCUCAAGUUCUAGGUCAGCCAGCAGAAAGUCGACAGCCUGUCUAUAGCUGAGGAGGCCAGGGAUCCUAUUAUUCACUGUGUAUAUACUGUUAACUGUUAAUUUUCACUGCAUGUGCAAUCGAGCGUUCUUUUUAACUGUCAUGUCCGUUGUGAGUUAGCAUCCAAUCAAGAGUGACUUUCAUCCUUAAGUGUAAAGUUUCGUAUCAUAAUUGCAUAAGCCCAUGCAGCGUCAUUUUUUAACCCAGCUUUGUCACUAGUAUUAAAGGAAAUAAAAGUGUUGAAGCCAGUUAGUCUUUUGAGUUAUGAGUUUUGUAAUUGGUAGUGACGAGGGAGAUGGAUGCUUGUUGGGCGGGAGACGAGGUUGACUUGCUAGGUCUUCCAGCCCCUUGUGUUAAGCAAGCCUGUCACUAUGUCAGGCACUUGAAAGUGAGCAGUUUUAAAAUUCGUUGUAGAGCCGUAAAUUUGGGUCCAGAAAGACAUGUAGCAAGGUCGAAACCAGGGUAUCCAUUCACUUUGUUCACAAUUUUUGAGUGGUUUUGCAGAUCUCGCGGUGCCCCUUGGAGGAUUGACACUCGUCCGUGGCGUGGGACGCAAUGGACUCGGAAACUUGUAUGGUUGAACCAUCGUUAUGUAUGCUGUGAAACAUUGUCAAAAAUAAAUUUACGGAUUAAUUCCGCAUGUACAA
Molecule: messenger RNA, 1863 nt
Organism: Schistosoma intercalatum
Lineage: Eukaryota; Metazoa; Platyhelminthes; Trematoda; Strigeidida; Schistosomatidae
Source: the annotation of a GenBank genome assembly